AUGCCUUCUGUCGGGUACUGCAGCACGGCCUCCACUACACCGUUGGCAAGUGCAACGUCAGCCAUAGCUUCAGCUCUAGAGAGCAGAAGCGAGGAACUGACCCCAUCUUUGCAGGAAAGACCGCGGGGCGAGCUAUUGAACGCUCCGGGGCAGCAUGGCUUGCUGCCAGGAGGCCUGGGACACUUCCGUCUUGGCACUAGUUGUCUUCAGUCUGCCAAGGGGCCCUUGGAAGCUUUACCGAUGGAGCAGCGGAUCGAAGAGGCCGAGGCUGCAGAGGCGAAGCUUGAAGCCGCUUUAGUCGACCUGGUAGGGCUGAAGAACAACCAGGACAACGUUGCAAGCGAUGCCUUGCUGCUUGCGCAAGCUUCUUUGCAAGCACGAGGGGUCCCAGGCGCCUCCUCAAGCUCAGCGCAACAGACCUCGCCAGAGUGA
This is a messenger RNA of Symbiodinium necroappetens, 432 nucleotides long. The record is from the annotation of a GenBank genome assembly. NCBI's taxonomy places the organism in Eukaryota, Dinophyceae, Suessiales, Symbiodiniaceae.